AUGCGAUUUUACCGAUCUCUAAUUCGUUCGAAGGAAUUACUUGCUCAGGGUAUUCCACCACGUCAAUCUGAGAAAACGGCUGAACAGGAAUUAAAAGAGCGUUCUCUUCAAGUACCCUAUCAUAUGCAUAUAAAUCUUGAAUUAAUGGAGUGUGUCUAUUUAAUAUGUUCAAUGCUGUUAGAAAUCCCCAACAUUGCUUGUUAUGAAUACGAUGUUCGUAGACGUUUACUUUCUCGUUCAUUUCAUUAUCAACUAAAAUUCUCUGAAAAAUCAGCACUUAUUGGACCACCAGAAAAUACUCGAGAACAUGUUGUUGCUGCUUCUAGAGCAAUGUUGAGGGGUGAUUGGAUCAAAUGUCGUGAUUAUAUAAUUAAUGAUAAAAUGAAUGCAAAGGUCUGGAAUUUAUUCCGUAAUUCUGAGAACGUCAAAAAAGUUUUAAUUUCACGCAUUCAAGAAGAAACUUUGCGGACUUAUUUGCUAAUGUAUUCUACAAUUUAUAGCACUGUUUUAUUAACGACUUUGUGUGAGCAAUUCCAAUUAAGUCGACAACGAAUUUAUGCAAUCAUUAGCAAAAUGAUUUUGCAAGAAGAAUUGAGUGCUAAAUUUGAUGAAUCAACAGAUUGUUUAAUAAUGCAUAAAGUUGAACCAAGCAAAUUACAAUUACUUUCUCUUCAGGCUGCCGAAAAGUUUUCUCAAGUAUCCUCAAUUGAACAAACUGGAAGUGGGGGAGGAGGAGGACCAACUUCUUUGGCUGGAAUUAUGCCAGCAGAUAAUCGAAGAAUGUAUGGAGGAGCUGAUAAAAGAGGUGGUGGUGGAGUUGGUGGUAGUGAAAGGAUUGGUGGAGGUUUGGAAUUUUUAAAAUUUUUUUUAAAUUUUGAGAGGAUUUGGGGGAAAGAGGCUGGAGUAUUUGGAAUUGGUCCAAAAAAUAUUUUUCGGAAGGGAGGGAAAAUUUUUCAAAAUUUUUUUUUAAUUUUUUUAAAUGUUGGGAGGUUGUGAAUCCGGAUUUUAUUAUGUAUGAAAAUAUUUUCUGGAGGGGAGGGCGGCUAAAAAAUUUUUU
Molecule: messenger RNA, 1057 nt
Organism: Meloidogyne enterolobii
Lineage: Eukaryota; Metazoa; Nematoda; Chromadorea; Rhabditida; Meloidogynidae
Source: the annotation of a GenBank genome assembly